AAACAAGAUGACCAGUGCCAAGUUGAAAAAUCUAUGUUGACCUUCAUUCUUUCUCUGUGUAAAUGCCUCCUCUUUCCUCUUGCCAAGAGCAUCUCAUUGUUUAAAUAGAAUCCCACUACACAGAGAAGGAGAAUAGAAUCUCUCAUAGUUUUGGAAGUAGUGUAAUAGAAAGAAAUAAUGGCUUCUCCAUCCUUUCUUGAAAAGUCUCAUGCUGUCUGCAUUCCUUAUCCAGCUCAAGGCCAUAUCAAUCCAAUGCUAAAACUAGCCAAGUUUCUUUACCACAAAGGCUUCCAUAUCACCUUUGUUAACUCGGAAUACAACCAUAGACGCCUGCUCAAAUCUAGAGGCCCUGACUCACUCGACGGCCUCUCUUCUUUCCGUUUCGAAACUAUUCCUGACGGUCUUCCUCCGACCGACACUGAUGCUACCCAAGACAUACCCUCCCUUUGCUUUUCCACCAAGAAUGCCUGUUUGCCUCACUUCAAGAACGUCCUCUCAAAGCUUAAUGAUACUCCUUCUAGUGUCCCUCCUGUUUCUUGCAUCAUCUCCGAUGGUGUCAUGAGCUUCACUCUUGAUGCAGCUCAAGAAUUGGGUAUUCCUGAAGUCCUGUUCUGGACUACUAGUGCUUGUGGUUUUCUUGCUUACCUUCAUUAUCACCAGCUCAUUAAAAAGGGUUAUACACCACUCAAAGAUGAAAGUUCCUUAACAAAUGGUUAUCUAGAUACUGUUAUAGACUGGAUCCCAGGCACGAAAGAUAUCCGUUUAAAGGAUAUCCCAAGCUUCGUUAGAACAACAAAUCCUGAAGACAUAAUGCUUAACUUUUUGGUUUCAGAAACUGAAAGAGCCCAGAAGGCUUCUGCUAUUAUCUUGAAUACAUUUGAUGCCUUAGAGCAUGAUGUUUUAGCUGCAUUUCCUUCACUGAUACCACCUGUAUACUCCGUUGGCUCUCUCCAACUUCUGCUUAAUAAUAUUAAAGAUAAUGACUUGAAGUUGAUUGGAUCAAACCUAUGGAAAGAAGAAACAGGAUGUCUUGAAUGGCUCGACUCAAAAGAACCUAACUCGGUCGUUUAUGUUAAUUUUGGAUGCAUUACUGUCAUGACAAGUGCUCAACUGGGAGAGUUUGCCUGGGGACUAGCUAACAGCGAAAAAACAUUUUUAUGGGUUAUUAGGCCUGAUCUUGUAGACGGCAACACGGCGGCUCUUCCACCAGAGUUUGUCUCAAUGACAAGAGAAAGAGGUCUGUUACCAAGUUGGUGUCCACAAGAACAAGUGUUGAACCACCCAUCAAUUGGAGGAUUCUUAACACAUAGUGGAUGGAAUUCUACACUUGAAAGUAUUUGUGGAGGUGUGCCUAUGAUUUGUUGGCCUUUCUUUGCAGAGCAACAAACCAAUUGCAAGUACACUUGCAAUGAAUGGGGAAUAGGCAUGGAGAUAAACAGUGAUGUGAAGAGAAAUGAAGUUGAGAGUCUCGUUAUAGAGUUAAUGGACGGAGAUAAAGGGAAAGCAAUGAAGAAGAAAGCAAUGGAAUGGAAAAGGAUUGCAGAAGAAGCUGUUAGUACUAAAGGGUCUUCUUAUCAGAAUUUGGAUAACAUGAUCAAACAGGGUCAGAGAUAAUAUAUGGUCAAAAUCCCGCAAGGCUGGUGUAAGUACGGGGAGGUAUAUGUCCGACUGAGGAGAAAUUCUUAUGCUAAAAACAAGGUGCAUGUUGUCAACUUAUCAUUGGGCUUAGAGGAAAAAACCCCAUUUAAUCCAUUUCUACCGAAAAAUAUAUCCUAUGAAAAAAAAAUCAUUAUGCAGAUAUCAAAUAUUCAAUCAAGAUUGUGGGAGUGGGGCUGUUCCAAAAUACGUGCAAAUCAUAUUAACAUUAUCUACUUUGGAAGUUUUUAGAUUUUAGAAAAAUGGAAGCCAUAGGAAAUUGAUUUGUA
Molecule: messenger RNA, 1925 nt
Organism: Ricinus communis (castor bean)
Lineage: Eukaryota; Viridiplantae; Streptophyta; Magnoliopsida; Malpighiales; Euphorbiaceae
Product: 7-deoxyloganetin glucosyltransferase
Exons: 3
Coding region: 178-1614 (478 amino acids)
Molecular function (GO): UDP-glycosyltransferase activity
Source: RefSeq, a predicted model, not a curated record